AUGGCAAUUCGUGUCACGUUGGAAUGUGGACACACGUCAAUGUUACGUAUGCGCACCACUCCUGAGGGUUACACGCACGAUUGGGAGGUAUUUGUGCGCGGAGCGGAUAACGCAGACAUACAUCACUACAUCGAGAAAGUGGUAUUCCAUUUGCAUGACACAUUUCGAAAUCCUAAACGAGUACUGAAAGAACCGCCAUUUGUGGUGAAAGAAUCUGGAUAUGCAGGCUUUAUAAUACCGAUUGAAGUUUAUCUGAAAAAUAAGGAUGAACCAAAGAAGUUUCAGAUAACAUACGAUCUUCAUCUGCAACCGAGUGGUCCACCCAUCAAUAAUGCUAUACGUCAUACAGAAGUGAUUCGUAAUCCAUCUGAUGAAUUUAGGAAAAAACUAUUGAAGGGUGGAGGUGUUGUAGUAUCCAGCAGAGACGGUUCAUUAGAGAAGAGUGACGCGAAAACCUCCACAAUGGUUGGCAAACCAAAGUUAAAUGGUAGUGAGAGCAAGAAACAUCGCAUUACUGAGGCCAAAACUUCAAACUCCUUUCACGAUUUGUUUGGUCCUCCCAUAAAAACAGCUAAAAUAUCACCCGAUAACAAAAAGACAAGUCAGUCUGAUAAAAAUUUAAUUCCUAAACCAGUGACUGUCGCUGAAAAAUCCGACAAGGUAGAUAAAUCAAUUAAAGCAAAGGAGAGUCCACAUAAAGACAGUAGGAAGGAUAAGGUGGAUGAGAAGAAAGAUAAGAAGAUUAGAGAUAGUUCUAAAGAUCAAUUCAAAAGUAAAGAAAAAUCGAAGAGACCUCCCAGUCCGGGAAGUAAAAGUCACUCGAGUCCUGGGAGCAAGAGACCAGUAUCACCUGUUACUUCGAAGAAGCCACCGAGUCCCUCUCCGCCAUCUGCGAAGCGACCACCAUCUCCCAAGCUGAAGGAAAAGGAUGUGAAGAAGAUCGCACUCGAAAAAGAGAAAGAGAAAGACAGCAAGGAAAAGGAUAAAGCAAAAAUCAAUUCCAAGAGCGAUCUAGAUUUAUCCAAAUCCGAUAAAAAGAAAGACCGGAAGAAACACAAGGAUGAUCGAGACAAGGAAAGGAAGGAUAAGUAUAAAGAAGCGGAAAAAAUUAGUGUUAAAGAUAUCGCGAAAUUAAUGGAGAAGAAACCCGAGAAAACGGACAAGGGAGAGAAAUUGGAUAAGGAAAAACCUCAGGAAUACAAAUCGUCAUCGCGGGAUGGUAGAAAAUCUCCGAAGCCUGUGAAGGAAGGCGAUAAAGUGAGAGAUGAUAAACCGGUAAAGGUGGAUAAACCGGAGAAAAGUGGUGAGAAAUCUGAGAAAGUGAAAGAUGGUAAGAGCGACAAAGACAGACAGAAACACAAGCACAAGAAGAGAGAUAAGAAAGACAAGCGAGAUAGCAAAGAUAGGGAGAAAAAGGAUAAACAAAGGAGCAAGGAAUCGAGCGAAAAACAAAGUAACGUACCCUCUGCCCCAGCCGGUAACACGUUGUCUACACUGUUAACGGAAAUCUCAGAAAGAGAUAGCAGUGACUCUGCACCGUCACUGGAUGACGAUUCCUUACCCGAAAAUAAGCCCAUGACUAUUGCGAAAAAGGAAUCGGAACAUUCGAUAAUACCUACCAUGUCUACGGAAACGUCCAAGCCACUUUCUCCCGGUAUAUCGGUUGACACAAAGAAAGAGAAGAGCGACCGUAACAGAAGAGACAAAUCCAAAAGCAGCAGAGGCGAGGACAGAGAAAAUCGUAAGCGGAAGAAGAGUAAAGACGACGAGGAGGAAACUCCGAUAAAGAGAAGGGGCCAUUCGACGUCACCAGCUUUAGAGCUUGUCUCGUCGAGUCAAUCACCGGUCGCGAUGGACCAUGAUUCCGGUCAUCACUUGGAGAAGGAAGCGAAGAAGGAUAUGGAGGACGAUCGCGUUGUCGAUAUGGACGAACAAAUGGCGAAUGACGUCGAGACGGAUGUUGAGCAAGUGGCGCCAGACUCCACGAAUAAUACCGACGUGGACAUCAACGAGCCGCCAGUGUUCACCGAGGAUUAUCUAUCGGAGCUGAAGGAUCUGCAGCGAAAUAUAAUGACAUUGCAAGAUAACGAGGAGCUGCACAGAGUAGUGCAGGUAAUCGCGGAGACCGGCCAAUAUGAGAUUACGAAAAAGACGUUCGACUUUGAUCUGUGUGCGUUGGAUCGUAGAACUAUACAUCGUCUCCAACAGUUUUUCUCCACGUGACUACCUGUAGUGUAAGGCAUGACGUGAAUUUACAUACAUGUAAGAUGAUAUUUUAAAUUAUACGAUCUUUGCGAAAAAUUUACUUACAAUUAGUGAACUGGAAGAAUGAUAAUAUGUAAGACUCCAGAGGAACUAUACAAGUGCAUUUGAAGUUUGGCGGUUUCAUUGCCGUAAACUACGUAAAUUAAAUGUAUCAUCGUUAUAGUGCAGAUCUGAAACUUUCGUGAUAAUAAUUGUAAUGUGUAAUGUAAUGUGACAUAAUAUCUAAUUCUUGGUCGCAAUUGUUUUGAGACGUCAUCAAUAAUGCUUAUCAGUAACUUCAUCAAAUAGUAUUUGAAUAUCUGUAUCAAAUUUGAUGCGAUAAUGGUAACAAUAGUAGCAAAUUAUCCAUUUAUCAUAAUUCGAUAAUUAUUUAAUGAAAAGUAGUAAACAUGUAGGUUUUAUUUAACAUUACAGCUCUCGCAGCUAGUCUGAUCUAGUUUCCUUUACGAAUGUCGGAUAUAAUUCAUGACUUUUUAAUAAUUUCUCUUUUCUAUACAGUGAAAUUGCAUGAACAUUUUGCAUCUGGCAUAAACGAAAUCCAAGUACGAAUCACGUAUGUGAUUAUGAAUACAAGUCAUACAUAUAAAAAUAUAAUGCAAUACUCCCUGGUAAAGUUACUUGCAAUGUUCUUUUGGGGUACUUAGAAAUAUCUCUAAGAUGCAUUUAUUAUACUAUGAAAAAGAAUUAAUUUCAUAUAAACAUGUGCAUCAUUGUUGCAUUAAUAUAAUGACAAAAAUGAUUUGAAUGUAGACGCACGCACCUAUUUUGUAUAAUAGAGACAUUCAUUUCUUUUCUUUUGUUGGAGUAAAUGCCUGCAAAGGUUUACUUAUUUAUAUAUCAUAUUUAGAUUGUGUGGUAUUUAUUAAUACUUUUGUACAGAUCACAUACUUUAGAGUACUGCUUACCUUAAAUACAAAAACGGUGAGUUUCGUAUUUAAGGUAACGUUCCAGAAUAAACAGAGCGUGUAUGCACUUGUAUAUUAUGUGUGUAUUAUAUAACGUAUAAGAAAUGAAAGGGUUACAUAUGACUCGUGUGAUGUUCUGGUAUCCUAUAAGAAAUGCUAGAGAAUUGUUUCUUUCAUCCAAAUACUUCUCGCACGCAGACUACUUUCGAAGUCUUAUUGAUAGAAUGUAUUAUUGCCAGAUCAAUUUGAUUCUCAUAUGCCUGAAAUGAAAACAUUUGGUAAUUUGCGCGCAGAGUAUUAAGAUAUUUUUUAAAAACAUUUUUAAAAGAACGCAUUAUUUUCUUUAUCGACAUUUUUCAUAUGGAAUAUUCUUUGAACAUUAUAUCAGAUCGCGAAUUGAGUUCCUUGCAUACACAUUAUAUAAACUGUAACUUAAGUUUCCCAAGUUUUUUGGCAACUUUUCAGUAUAUUCUUUAUAUUGAAUUAUCGAUAUAUCUUAAGAGAUCUUAAAAGAUAUAAUUUAUUUAAUUUAAAUAAAGAAAACUUGCUACAUAAACCGGAAACUUAUGUUGCGACCUAAUAUAUAGGCUGAAUAGGCUAGAAGGCACCAUUAUUAAUUCAAAAUUAAAAUACGUCACGUUAUGCGUCAUAUACAUCAUUAACACGUACGCUUAUCAAUUUUCUUUUUCUGCCUUUUAUUACUAACUCUUUUAAGGUGAAGUAAAUUUUGCAUUUGAUAAGACUGGCGUACGUGUGUGUGUAGAUUAUCAUAUACGCGACGCAAAAUUCUUUUUUGACUUUUACUUCGCAAAAUAUACACGAUCUAUCUAAUCCGCGCAACAUCGAGCGUGUAGUACAACUAUAUGUAACCCUGUGUAAUAUUAAAAAUCAGUCAUGAUGUUAUGUGCAAUUGAUACAACAAAUAGUGUAAUGUUUUGAUAAUAUUAAAGAAACAACAGAAAGUGUACACAUUAUACACAACUAAGGCACUAUGUAUAGUUUUGCGGUAUAUCGUUGUUUUGUAACGGAAGGCCUGUUUAUCUUAGCUGCACAUUCUAUACUCAAUUUUUAUCUUUCUUUACUUUGCCUCCAAUUGUAUACUUAUUUGUUUGAUUGACAGUAUACUUAUCUUUCAGUUUAAGUGCAGCUGGGAAGAACAGAGCGUGCGAAUUAUCACGCGGCUAUGUACCAAGAAAUGCAUCGUCGAUUAAAUCAAGUGUGUGCGUGUGUAUGUGUGUGCGUGUGUUUUCGUGUUCGAUUGAGCAGUAACACGAUAUCACGUUAUCUGGCAUGCAUCAUCAAGAGAUUAGAAAGAGAAAGAAUGUCUUUUCAAAUGGAACAUCUCAUCUUCCUUUCUAAAUAUCUCUUUCUCUUUUUCUAUUAUAGUAACAUUUUUACAGUAACGUACUUUAUUUUCCUUUUUAAAAAGAUCGGAAAUGUACGAUAUAUAUAUUUCGCGUUCGUUGAUUAUUAAUGCGUAGAAGCUUUACUAUUUCUUAGUUGAGAGUGUCAGUAUAAUUCUGGAGUUUAUGAACGCCUUUAUUCCAAAGAGACACAUUUUCGUUCGUGAAUCACCGAGCCCGAAACGUUUGCAAAUUGUUUCAAGUUCUGAUACUUGUGUUAUCACUUGAAAAAUGUUGCUGCAAGAUGUUGAAACGAGGUCGGAUGUAUACAUAUGCUCGUGAAUUCGAUAUUACAGUGGAUAUAUAGUUUUGCCAUAUUCUGUCUGCUAAUAAACUAUAAUGUAAGCACAUAUAUAUAUAUAUAUAUAUAUAUAUAUAUAAAGAUUAUUGCGAAAUACCAUAAUUUAAUCACAAUUUAAUUCUAUCGAUAUUGCGUUAUUCGUUACUCGAAUUUAACCUUCUGCACUUCAACACCAGUGUCUUAUCAUACAAUUAGCUUCAGUUGCCGCAAGAAUAAGUAAGAGAAUAUUACUUAACCGUUAUGUGUUAAUUGUGCGUGUAUUUUUUACAAUAGUACAUUAAAGCACUUUUUCGUCUGUCAAACAGUAGCGAGAUGUUCUGUACAUUGAAAGUGGCUGAAUUGAAAGAUACGAAAUAAUAUGAUUUCUUUUUAGAUGGCUUUUUCAAAUCCGGUAAAGGGGAUUUUUGUGAAUGAGAUUUUUGAUGAAUUGUUAGCCUGGAGAGUAACACUCGUUUGUGCAACUGAACAAACAAAUCUGUGUGGAAGGUACAUCUGUACGAAGAUAUUAUAAUUUAUCUAAGAAAAUUCAUAUUUCAACGAUAUAAACGCAAUCUGACUCGUUGUUGCAUGCAGUUUCUUUGUGAUUACAGAUUGUUAUGUUUCUGUAUGUAAUAUUUUGCAUGAUAUAUGAUUGUCGUAAUACUGGGUUUUCAUCCAAUGUGAGAGUCACACUCUGUACGUCAUCGUAAAUUGAGUACCAUGUAAUCACCAUAUUUAAUGUUGAAUAUGCAUAGAUCGGUAUUUCUUUUCAAUUAUACAUUCGAAUGGCGAUACGCGUGAUGUAUAUUAGUGAUAAUGUGUGUGAGAUGCGUCAGAAUUAAUCUAAUCUAGUUAUGGCAUAAUAUUUAAUUGCAUACGCAUAUAGUCACUAAGAUCAUUGUUACGCAUUUUUGUAAAAUUUCUAGAUCAAUGUUGUAUAAAGUUCAUAGAUGCACAUGGAUUAAUGCGCCCUCAUAAUUCUCAUUUGCUACGUGUAUAUAGUAGAUGAAUAGAUAAUUAUCAGUGCUAAGCAAAACGGAUCGAUGAGAACACUUCGGAGGAUAUAGUACAAGACAAAACUAAUGGAUUUAUAUGCCAUUCGAUGAGAACACGAUAAUAUGUUCUAUGUACAUUUAUUAAAUAUAUUAAAAAGUAAUAAACGUCUCAAGAACA
This is a messenger RNA of Ooceraea biroi (clonal raider ant), 6026 nucleotides long. It is a transcript of the gene ear, whose product is annotated as ENL/AF9-related super elongation complex transcription factor. Gene Ontology annotation, biological process: positive regulation of DNA-templated transcription. Gene Ontology annotation, molecular function: chromatin binding. Lineage: Eukaryota; Metazoa; Arthropoda; Insecta; Hymenoptera; Formicidae. Gene Ontology annotation, cellular component: transcription elongation factor complex. The record is from RefSeq and is a predicted model, not a curated record.